Hymenoscyphus albidus is the source of this 213-nucleotide messenger RNA. Lineage: Eukaryota; Fungi; Ascomycota; Leotiomycetes; Helotiales; Helotiaceae. The record is from the annotation of a GenBank genome assembly.
UUGCCAAAUAAUGAUCAUGACUCGGAUAACGAUGAUCCAGUAGCUGAUGAGAAUGAUGAGGAUGAGAAUGAUGAGGAUGAGAAUGAUGAGGAUGAGAAUGAUGAGGAUGAGAAUGAUGAGGAUGAGAAUGAUGAAGAUGAUGAGCAUGGGGGGGACAACGAAGGAGAUGACGAGGGGAACAAUGAGAGAGCUAAGAAUGGCGACAACUACUAG